Selaginella moellendorffii is the source of this 817-nucleotide messenger RNA. RefSeq names its product sirohydrochlorin ferrochelatase, chloroplastic. The record is from RefSeq and is a predicted model, not a curated record. The coding region runs from base 20 to 697 and encodes 225 amino acids. NCBI's taxonomy places the organism in Eukaryota, Viridiplantae, Streptophyta, Lycopodiopsida, Selaginellales, Selaginellaceae. The transcript has 6 exons. Gene Ontology annotation, molecular function: lyase activity.
UACGAGGGUGCGAAAGAUUAUGGAUGUGAGCUCGCUGGGAGCGGCGAGGCAGCUGAUCCGGCGCGGCGACGAUCGUCUCCCGCGGCAUUUCGGGCAGGGAUUGAGGGGGAAGGUGAUUGUGCGCGCUGGGGGCGAAGGAGGGAAUCAGGGUUUUGCGGGAGCUGCGGUGCAGCAAAUGGCGGGGUCUGGAGGAUCGAGGGAUGGGAUCGUGAUUGUGGAUCAUGGCUCGCGCCGGGCGGAAUCGAAUUCGAUGCUGGAGGAGUUUGUGAAUAUGUACAAGAGGAAGACCGGGCAUGAGAUCGUGCAAGCUGCUCACAUGGAACUUGCAGCUCCAUCGAUCGAGGAUGCGUUUGAUCGCUGCGUGGAGCUAGGAGCGCAGAGGGUCAUCGUAAGUCCAUACUUUCUCUUCCCAGGAAGACACUGGAACAAAGACAUUCCAGCACUAGCAGCAGCGGCGUCCGCAAAGCAUCCCGGAAUUCGAUAUCUCGUGACUGCUCCCAUUGGCCUUCACGAACUCAUGGUGGAUGUUUUGGAGGACCGAAUGAAAUACUGCGUGAGCCGUGCCGAGGGACGAGCCGACGAAUGCGACAUGUGUGUUGGAACUGGACGAUGUCGUGAGAUCGCCGUGGUCCAGCGAAAACAAGAGCAAAACCACCAAAUUGGACUGGAAAGCUCCAUCUCUCCGAAUGCAUCAUAAAAUACCAGGUACGCUCUCUCAAGUCUUCUCAUUCGCGAUUCCUUUCUUAACAAGCAAGAAAUUUUUUUUCAAAGUUCCAAGAGCCCGUGGAAUGAAAUAAACUGGGCAAUAUUUCAUAAA